Molecule: messenger RNA, 3113 nt
Organism: Leucoraja erinaceus (little skate)
Lineage: Eukaryota; Metazoa; Chordata; Chondrichthyes; Rajiformes; Rajidae
Gene: dph6
Product: diphthamine biosynthesis 6
Exons: 16
Coding region: 614-2692 (692 amino acids)
Biological process (GO): protein histidyl modification to diphthamide
Molecular function (GO): diphthine-ammonia ligase activity
Source: RefSeq, a predicted model, not a curated record
GGAGAGACAGAUAGAGAGAGGAAGGAACGAUAGAGAGGGAGGGAGAGAAGGGUAGAGAGAGAGAGAGAGAAGGAUAGAAAGAGAGAAAAUAAGAGAGAGAGAGAGUGAAGGGGAAAGGAGAGAGAAAGUGAAUGAAAGAGGGAAAGGAGACGGCCAGAGAGAGUUGGGAAGAGUGAGACAGUGGGGGUAGAGGGAGUGAGAGAAAGUGAAUGAGAGGGAAGGAAGACAGUGAAGGAGAGAGGGAAUGAUAGAAAGGGGGAGAGACGGAAGGAAGACCGUGUGAGAGAAGGGGGAGAGAGGGAGACAGUGUGGAGAGAGGGUGUGAGAAAGGGAGAAAGAGGGGGAGUGUGACUGAGUGUGGAAUCAAAAUACCUGGCUUCAGAGAGAGUGUGAGAGACACUAGUAACAUCUGGAAAAAAACGGGUCUGAAAAAAAGGGGCAGUAAAUAAAUAGAGACCCAGAGAGAUUGGAAGAGACUGGAUCUAGGUGAAGAGAGAGAUCAGAACUCAAGAGAGCAGGAAGAGUUAGCCAAAUCCCUAGUGGAGUUGAACACAAGAUUUUUUUUAAUUCAGUAAAUUUGAAAAUCCUGUCUCAUUCAAUCCUUCUGAUCAAAAUGAGAGUAAUUGCUCUGGUCAGCGGUGGAAAGGACAGCUGUUAUAAUAUGAUGCAGUGUGUGGCAGCUGGACAUGAAGUUGUGGCUUUAGCGAAUUUAAGACCUGCCAAUCAUAAAGACGAGCUUGACAGUUACAUGUAUCAGACUGUGGGACACGAAGCCAUAGAUCUCUAUUCAGAAGCUAUUGGCCUCCCAAUGUAUCGACGCACUAUUAAAGGGAGCUCUGUAGCAAUAGGAAGAGACUACACGGAAUGUGAAGGUGAUGAAGUUGAAGACCUCUACCAUCUUUUGAAGCAGAUCAAGGAAAAGGAAAGAGUGGAAGGAGUUUCAGUUGGUGCCAUUCUUUCCGACUACCAGCGGGUCAGAGUAGAAAAUGUGUGCAAGCGACUUAAUCUCCAGCCUUUGGCUUACCUCUGGCGUCGAAACCAGGAAGAUUUGCUGAGAGAAAUGAUAUUGUCUAAUGUUCAAGCCACGAUAAUCAAAGUCGCAGCUUUUGGUCUUGAUCCUGAGAAGCAUCUUGGGAAAACAUUGGAUCAGAUGGAACCAUAUCUCAAACAGAUUUCUCAGGAAUACGGAGUUCAUGUGUGUGGAGAAGGUGGAGAGUAUGAAACCUUUACUUUGGAUUGUCCUUUAUUCAGGAAGCGAAUUGUCGUGGAUUCCUCGGAUGUUGUCAUGCAUUCUGCAGAUGCUUUUGCUCCUGUGGGCUACCUUCGCUUGUUGAAGUUGCAUCUGGAGGAUAAAGCCCAUCAUCUACCUUCGAGCAGAGCCCUCGGUGUUCUACAGCCUUGUUCGUCCUGUGUUAUUCAGGAGGCUAGCACAGAAAAUGGGGAUUACAAAGAGAUAUCCAAACCACAGGUUACCUGGGAUCUGACCGCAAUUAAUUCCUCUGACACUGUGAAGUUAGAUCAUUGGUCUGUAAAAACGAAGAAAGGCUACCAGUGGAUCAGUGGGCCAUCUAUUCCCAUGGAAGGGAAAAGCAUUAAUGAUGCAACAAGACAGACAUUUUCAUUGUUACAAGUGGAAUUGGAAAUGAAAGAUUAUACGUUGUCAGAUAUUGUACUGCUUCACCUGUACAUAAAGGACAUAAGUGACUUUGGCAUCAUAAACUCAGUGUAUCAAUCCUACUUCAACCUAAACCCACCUGCAAGAGUUUGUGUGGAAGCCCCGUUACCCGAUGGAAUAUCACUUCAAGUUGAUUGCCUUGUACACAAAAGUCAGUCAACUCUCCAGGAUAUAACACAAGGCCAAAAGGAAGUUAUGCACGUUCAGAGUAUUUCACAUUGGGCACCUGCGAACAUUGGACCUUACAGCCAGUCAGUUAAGAUUGGCGAUGAGAUAUUUUGUGCAGGACAAAUAGGUUUGGUCCCAUGCACCAUGCAGCUUAUCGAAGGAGGUGUCAGGCCUGAAGCUGCUCUCUCUCUAAACCAUGUGCAGAAAAUUCUGCAAGCAACAAAAAGUGGAACAAAACUGAGCAAUAUCUUGCUGGCAAACUGUUACGUCACAGACAAGAAAUACAUCGCCGCUGUUCAAAAUUUUUGGCAAAAAGCAAUAAAAGAAGACUUAGAGGAGGAUGAAGGCUACGGAAUGAUGGAAGCUACCCCUGGAAUACUUGUAGUAGUUGCCAUCCCACAUCUGCCGAAAGGUGCAGCAGUGGAGUGGCACGCCAUCGCCACGACCCACGAGGCCCGGGAGAGAAAAUCCUUCAUCCUAAACAAGAAAUUGGACGUUUAUGAAAUCAAUUGUAAAGUGGUGACGUCAGGUUCGCCGUCUAGUGCUGCUAUCUCACUGUCGCUGAGUCUUCUGCUUUCGCCCGUGAAUUCAUUGAGUUUAAAGGCUGCACUGCAAGAACUAGCUGUGGUCUUCCAGCAAGCAAUGGAUAAGCUUCCUGAGGAUGUGAUUCCUGUCUGCUUCAAAAUGUUUUACUGUGAAGAUGCCAUAAAUCCCAGCUUAGUGCAAAGAGAUUUGGCAAGAUCUCUAGAAGACUUACUCGGCUCUAAAAAUCCGCUGCUUAUUUUGGUGCCUGCAGCAGACUUGCCCGACCUGGAAAUACUGCAUGUCGCUUGUUGGCUGACCAACUGAGGAAGACUGACAGGCUGGAGAAUGAUGGUUUAGUAGCUACUGUAGCUGUGGAAAAUAGAGAAAUAAAUACACAAAUUGCUGGAGUAACUCAACAGACCAGGCAACAUCUCAGGAGAACAUGGACGGAUGACGUUUUGGGUCGGGAUCCUUCUCCAGACGCAGGCUCACUUUCUGUGGUCGUUAAGCCAUGGCAGCAAUCAUCCCGCCCAGGGUCAGCCCUGAAGUGCGACCAUCUUAUAGCUACUGGAUAAAUUUACGGUGUCAUUGGAGAUUAAUACCUGAAACACUGAGCCCAGCGCCACAUAAAUAGAGACAUGUUGCAAAUAAUGACCUUUGUUCUUUCCUUCAAUUCAGUAUUUGUAUAAAAUAGCAAGGUACUUACCGAUUAAAGCUCCUUCUCCCUGGUGAGUCAUUUUGAUCU